AUUGGGACCGGGAGGCAAAUUCAAUCCCAGGGUUUACACAGAGCCACAGAGGUACCGCAACGAUAAACCCGCACCAGGCCGCCGCCGCCGCCGCCGCUUGCCCCCCGCCCUCCGUCGCAAUGAUGGUCCCGCUCGAUCCCGCUAACAAGCCCACCUCGCAGCGCCGAAUCGCUGAGGGCGACACUGUCGUGGUGUACGAGCGCCACGACGUGAUGCGCGCCGUCACCGUCGCCGGCGGCGGCGUGCUGCAGAACCGGUUCGGCGUCUUCCGCCAUGCCGACUGGAUCGGCCGCCAGUUUGGGUCCAAGGUCUUCAGCAGCGCCGGCGUUGGGGGCAAGGAUGGCCGCAAGGCCGGCGGCGGGUUCGUCUACCUCCUCGCGCCCACCCCGGAGCUCUGGACGCUCGUGCUCAGCCACCGGACCCAGAUCCUCUACAUCGCCGACAUCAGCCUCGUGGUGGCCUACCUCGAGCUCAUCCCCGGGUGCGUCGUGCUCGAGUCCGGGACGGGCAGCGGUUCGCUGACCACGUCGCUUGCCCGCGCCGUCGCGCCGCAGGGGCGCGUGUACACGUUCGAUUACCACGACCAGAGGGCGUCCUCGGCAAGGGAGGAUUUUGAGAAGAAUGGGCUAAGCAGCCUGAUUGCAGUUGCUGUUCGGGACAUACAAGGAGAAGGGUUCCCAGAUGAACACUGUGGAGCUGCUGAUGCUGUGUUCUUGGACUUGCCCCAGCCUUGGCUGGCAAUACCAUCUGCUGGGACAAUGCUAAGACAAGAUGGUGUUCUAUGCUCUUUUUCACCUUGUAUUGAGCAAGUACAGCGUUCUUGCGAAGCUAUGAGACCAUUUUUCACAGAUAUUAGAACUUUUGAAAUUCUUCUUCGCACAUAUGAUGUAAACGAAGGUGCUUUGAAGAGUGCAACGGCCAACGAAGAGGCUAAUGUGGGUCGGCUUUGUAAGAAAAAAAGAAAAGUUCGGCCAGCUGGAGAAGUCUUGGACAGUACACAGAGUUCGUGUGUUAUGGUCAAGCCUUGCAACACUGCUAGAGGACACACUGGCUAUUUGACAUUUGCAAGGAGAAGUGUGCACGGGAGCCAAACUGAGGCCACUUGAAGGUCUGUAGAGAUUACAAAUGGAGUUCUGCUCCACUGGAAGGUCAGUAGAGAUCUACACAAUGAGCCAUGAGAUGGUCGUGACUACCGGGAACUGUAUAUGCUCUCUACAUGAGGUUGUUGACGGGACUGAAUGUGGCUUGCGCGCUGCCAAACUGCAAAUGCUGCACCCUGCAUAAGGUCAUGGUGUAUUCGAUUGUUGUAAUUGUGUUAUUAUUAUCAUACUAAUCAUUUAUCUCCAUUUAGUAUUUGACUACAUCUGUAAUCAAUGUUUUGGUUACCUUGAUUUGUUCAGGUGCCUUGAGCUAGACAACUGUUCUUACCAUGUUUUAAUGAUUAUUAAGGGCCUGAUCUGGUGGUAAA
Brachypodium distachyon (stiff brome) is the source of this 1468-nucleotide messenger RNA. Its product is annotated as tRNA (adenine(58)-N(1))-methyltransferase catalytic subunit TRMT61A. Lineage: Eukaryota; Viridiplantae; Streptophyta; Magnoliopsida; Poales; Poaceae. Gene Ontology annotation, cellular component: tRNA (m1A) methyltransferase complex; nucleus. The transcript has 3 exons. The coding region runs from base 120 to 1106 and encodes 328 amino acids. Gene Ontology annotation, biological process: tRNA methylation. The record is from RefSeq and is a predicted model, not a curated record.